Nezara viridula (southern green stink bug) is the source of this 324-nucleotide messenger RNA. Lineage: Eukaryota; Metazoa; Arthropoda; Insecta; Hemiptera; Pentatomidae. The record is from the annotation of a GenBank genome assembly.
AUGUGGACGAACCUGAUGCCGAGCGUGCGGUGCAAGGAGCUGCACAGCCAGAGUGAGCGCGCGCGGCUCUACGCCUCGUUCGCUAGGAGAGGCUUCAGGAGCCUGGCGCUGGUCGGAGCGAGCGAUGAAGACGCUUUGGACCUCAUCCACACCUACCCCCUCUCCGGCAAGCAGCUCACCUGCCUCAGCCUCAGGUGUUCCAGCCUCACCGACCGGGGUCUGGAGGCCCUCAUAGACCACCUACAGGUAAGUGAUUCCACUCUUAUACUAGCUGAUAAUGAAGGAGUCCUUCGUCAACAGUGCUGGGUCUAUCUUGUUAAAUAG